AUGUACAGUUCUAGCUGGAGGAAAUUACACAUUGUGGUUACUUCCUCUCAGGCUGCAAGCACGGUCUAAACGUGCUGGGUCUCCCAUCUCAUCAGCCAUCACCGCCCAUCCGACACCUUUCACCCCACUGAAACAGAAACGCUCUACAGCUAUCUGGGUACUCGGACCACCUGACCCGGGGCAUUAUGACUUCCUGCAAGCAGUCUCCCAUCAGUAAGAAUGUGUCCCGUCUGCUGAUCCUGGCUCUUUCCCUGACAGUAGCACCAGGCUCUCUCACCACCACCAGCCCUUCUGCCAGCAGCCAACCAGCCUCACCAAGCCCCUCCAGCCUUUCUGCCACCAGAGAGCCAGAUUCCGUCACUAUACCGCAGAGUGUUGCCCUGAGUACACCAUCAUCAUCAUCAGACACAGAAAACACAACCCCUUCCACGUCACCGGAUGGUUCCACAAGACCGAAUGUUUAUACCACAACAGAAUCUCCUCAUACUUCAACAACACUGGGUUCCAAUAAAAGUGUGACCACAAGUUCUGUUGACCACAAAAGCACCAAAGACAAAGUUGUAGGUGACCAACCCGAUCCGAGGUUCCGCAAUGAUGAAUAUGAACUGAGGAAACAUGGCCUGAUCAGUGCGCUGAUACUGUGCGUCAUCGGGAUCCUGGUGCUGACCAGUGGGAAAUGCCGCGGACUCUCCUGCAGACGGCGGCGAGGACGGACGUAUAACGUGAUGGGUUAUAAACCACAGAGCCAGAUUACAGACAGCUGAAGAUGUUCCACUUCCUGUGUAAGAAUAACCAGACCUAAUUUGCAGCAAUUAUGUAAUAAAUCAUCAUUUUUAUCUGGAGAA
Messenger RNA from Pseudophryne corroboree (corroboree frog), 845 nucleotides. RefSeq names its product FXYD domain-containing ion transport regulator 5-like. The transcript is spliced from 11 exons. Bases 186 to 764 code for a protein of 192 amino acids. Gene Ontology annotation, biological process: regulation of monoatomic ion transport. NCBI's taxonomy places the organism in Eukaryota, Metazoa, Chordata, Amphibia, Anura, Myobatrachidae. The record is from RefSeq and is a predicted model, not a curated record. Gene Ontology annotation, cellular component: membrane. Gene Ontology annotation, molecular function: ion channel regulator activity.